Puccinia graminis f. sp. tritici CRL 75-36-700-3 is the source of this 1440-nucleotide messenger RNA. RefSeq lists its product as uncharacterized. The transcript has a single exon. Lineage: Eukaryota; Fungi; Basidiomycota; Pucciniomycetes; Pucciniales; Pucciniaceae. Bases 1 to 1440 code for a protein of 479 amino acids. The record is from RefSeq and is a predicted model, not a curated record.
AUGUCAGAAACGAUUAUCCCACCUGGAGGCCAAGAACCACCGGCCGACUCCACUCGCGACUCCACUCGUACGGCCAAUGGAUCCGACAUGAGCACGGCUAAGGAAUGGUUCAAAGCCGUGCUCAAGAUCCAACACUCGGCUAUCACCCAAGCCCAGGAAGAUCGUCGCCAGGCUUUGGAGGAUCGCCGAGCGGACCGUCAACUCUUUCUUGCUGUCCACCAAGCUAGUGCAGACCGUAUCGGCCGCUUAGAAGACAUACUGCUAGCAAUGAACAUUAAGAACGAAGUCAGCGCACGGACAGAACAAAUAGCUCCGGGUCGAGUAGACUUACAGAAAUUUCGUACCUCCGAUGGUCCAACCUACCGCGGACCAUUUCAGGAGACCAAACCAUUCCUACGUUGGAUUCAUGGAGCACAGAUCUUCUUCGAGACAAAAAGUGUCAGCAAUGCGGCCGACAAAAUUAAAAUCCUCGGCAACUUAAUAGCAGAAACGAAUCUUCAGUCGUUCUACGCUAACGAAGCGUCCGGGUUCCUCAACAAGUCAUGGGAGGAAUUCAAAGCUCGCAUGUUUGACUUCGCGCUCCCUAAUAAUUGGCGUUCUGGACUCCAGCGACAAAUCCGUAAACUAGAGAUGUCGCAAACCGAGACCUUCUUAGAAUACAGCACACGAGCUCGCACCCUGCAGAGCUUAUUUAAUUUCGACGCCGAGAAGCUAUCCAAACUUGGAGAUCUUCAACUAGCUCAAUUUGUUGUAUACGGCUUAUCCGACGCCCUUCAAGACAGGAUCCAUGAACGUCAACUUCUAGAGACAUCUCCUUUCAUGUAUGGCCAGUUUGAGAAGCAAUCCAACGCUUCCUUCCUCGCGCUGCAAAGACCCAUGGGCCCAACACCGGUAACCAAAGCAACGCCUAGCGCCCCACCGACUCUCGGCCGUGACGAAUUCAUAUGGCGGGUCCACGCCUUCCUGGACUCACAAGGUCUUUGUCAUUUCUGCAAGAGACAUUGUGGCAAUGCCGCCGGGGCCUGUCCUGGGCCAAUCGACCGCUCACACAUCAACAUCCCCAAUGACUUCCAAACCCCGACUAAGCCUCUCAAUUAUGUGGCCCCCUGCGCCUGGAGCAAACCUACCACCGGCCCCGGACGAUCCUCUCAACCUCCAGCCGGCCGACCCCCAGCUCGAGCAGCAAGUGUAGCAGGUAUCGCAGAGAUAACACCGCUUGAGGCUCAUGUUGCCGGUUUGACGAUUGACGCGGCAAUCAGACAAGAUUCCCUUAUGGACCAUGAAUUCGACGACGAGGGUUGUUUCCCAGCCCUGGGGACAGCAGCGGUAGCUGCACUAGAGGAUCUCGACAACCAGCUCUUACAAAAUGAAAUUGAACAGGCUACUCAAGCUUCCAACAGUUGGACGGGCAACUUGGCUGAUGACAUUGCGGGUUGCUAA